Molecule: messenger RNA, 927 nt
Organism: Staurois parvus
Lineage: Eukaryota; Metazoa; Chordata; Amphibia; Anura; Ranidae
Source: the annotation of a GenBank genome assembly
AUGGUCCACUUCAUAGGAUUUAAAACCCAUCAAAGUGUACAACAUUUGAUUUUUUUAAUUUUAUUUAUGGUUUAUUGUGUGACCAUAUGCGGGAACCUCCUGAUCAUCACCUUAGUGUCCUAUGGCAAAACCCUCCAUUCUCCAAUGUACUUCUUCCUCUCUCAGCUGUCUCUAUCGGAUAUUUUAAUAGUUACUGAUAUUCUUCCCAACACGCUCCAUGCUGUUUUAGUUGAGGAGGCCAUGAUAUCAUUUUCUGGUUGCAUCAUUCAGUUCUAUUUCUUUGCAGUUUCAGAAGUUUUGCAGUGUUUUCUUCUGACGGCGAUGGCUUUUGACAGAUAUUUGGCCAUCUGUAAACCUUUGCAUUAUACUUUGAUAAUGAGCCACCAGGUAUGCUGGAUGAUAGUUACCACAUUUUGGAUUUUAAGCAUGUUAAUAGAACUGAUUUUUGCUUUAAGGAUAUCAAAAUUACAAUUUUGUGGUCCCAAUAUAGUUGAUCACUUUUUCUGUGACUUUCAUCCAAUUGUAGACCUCUCUUGCUUUGAUACCACCAGUGUUGAGCUUGAAGUGAACUUGGUGGGUGCUGUUGUAGUUGUCAUUCCUUUCACGGUUAUCAUUGUAUCCUAUAUUUAUAUCAUUGUCACCAUUUUUAACAUCCCAUCUAUAACUGGUAGACAAAAGGUUUUCUCAACCUGCAGUUCCCACUUGACUGUUGUUUCCAUCUAUUAUGGUACAAUGGUUUGUGUUUAUUUGGUACCUAGUAGAGGACAGUCAUUGAACGUCAGUAAAUUAUUGCCAUUGCUAUACACUGUGGUCACCCCACUGAUGAAUCCAAUAAUAUACAGCCUGAGGAAUAAGGACUUAAAAAAAGUUAUUGGAAAUCUUGUCAACUUUCUAAACUUGCAAUUCAGGAAAAAUAAAUGUUCAUAA